AUGGAGGAUGAAGCUAAGAAUCCAAUGCAUCCAGUUCUUCUGAUAUUAUUGGGUUCAUUAGGUUAUUGUUAUUUCUUUGUCACAAAAAUCCCAAAAGGCAUAUUGCGGCUCUUAUUUCUCCUUCCUAUCUUCUACCUAUUUUCUAUUCUCCCUUGGCAUUUCCCAUCUGCCUUUGGCAGAGGAAUUUCGUCUUUCUUCAUCGCAUGGAUCACGUCGUUCAAGCUCCUCCUCUUCUCCUUCGACCGAGGCCCUCUAUUUUUCCCCCACAAAAAUUUCUUUGAUUUUGCCCUAGUUUCUGUCUUUCCACUCAAAAUAAAGGAAAAUAUUUCACCUUCUCCAAAUCAACCCUUGAUAGCUCUCACAAAAUUACUCCUAGGAACCGUGCUUCCAAUAUUAAUCCUUUUCUAUGCUAUCUACAAAGAAAAUAAUUCACCAAAAUUUACAUUAUUUUUGUACGGUCUAACCGCGUUAGCCUGGCUCUAUGUUUUUGGGACUAUGGUCCGGUAUGAGCUAGUCCCACUAUUAAACCACCCAUAUUUUGCCACAUCUUUGCAAGACUUUUGGGGAAGAAGGUGGAACCGAAUGUCCUCGGACAUAUUGAGGCAAUCGGUUUACGACCCGACCCGAGACACAUUGAUGGGUGUAAUCGGGUUUGGCCCUGCCAAAGUGGUUGCGAUUAUCACGACAUUGGUCGUGUCCGGCAUCAUGCACGAGAUGGUCCUCUAUUACAUUACGUGCGGGAAGAAACCCACGUGGGAAAUGGCUUGGUUCUUUGUGUUGCAUGGAUUGUGCAUGGUCAUGGAGGCUGGACUCAAGCAAUUAGCUCGGCAAAGAGGGUGGGGCCCGGUGCCCCCGGCCGUGUCGAUUAUUUUGACGGUUGGUUUGGCGAUUGUCACUUGUAAUUGGUGGUUGGUUUUGCCUGUUUGGAGGAGCUCACAGAGAGAGUGCAGAUUCAGGUAA
Molecule: messenger RNA, 960 nt
Organism: Morus notabilis
Lineage: Eukaryota; Viridiplantae; Streptophyta; Magnoliopsida; Rosales; Moraceae
Product: probable long-chain-alcohol O-fatty-acyltransferase 3
Exons: 1
Coding region: 1-960 (319 amino acids)
Biological process (GO): lipid metabolic process
Source: RefSeq, a predicted model, not a curated record